Messenger RNA from Dama dama (fallow deer), 837 nucleotides. It is a transcript of the gene PFN1, whose product is annotated as profilin 1. Gene Ontology annotation, cellular component: cytoplasm. The record is from RefSeq and is a predicted model, not a curated record. The transcript has 3 exons. The coding region runs from base 163 to 585 and encodes 140 amino acids. Gene Ontology annotation, molecular function: actin binding. Gene Ontology annotation, biological process: actin cytoskeleton organization; regulation of actin filament polymerization; positive regulation of actin filament bundle assembly. NCBI's taxonomy places the organism in Eukaryota, Metazoa, Chordata, Mammalia, Artiodactyla, Cervidae.
GGAGGAGCAGGAAGUGGCGGUGCGAGGGCUGCUGCACAGCUAGCAGAGCCGCGGUCCGGACGGCAGCGCGUGCCCCAAGCUCUUCGUCUUCCCCCGCCCGCCAGCCCGAGCCCAGCCCGCGGCCCCAGCAGCAGCCCCGAGAGCAGCCCCAAUAGCAGCGCCAUGGCCGGGUGGAACGCCUACAUCGACAACCUCAUGGCGGACGGGACCUGUCAGGACGCAGCCAUCGUGGGCUAUAAGGACUCGCCCUCCGUCUGGGCCGCCGUCCCCGGCAAGACCUUCGUCAACAUCACGCCUGCUGAGGUCGGUAUCCUGGUUGGCAAAGACCGGUCAAGUUUUUUCGUGAACGGGCUAACGCUUGGGGGCCAGAAAUGUUCUGUGAUCCGGGACUCACUGCUGCAGGACGGAGAAUUUACCAUGGAUCUUCGUACCAAGAGCACCGGUGGAGCCCCGACCUUCAAUAUCACUGUCACCAUGACUGCCAAGACGCUAGUCCUGCUGAUGGGCAAAGAAGGUGUCCACGGCGGUAUGAUCAACAAGAAAUGUUAUGAAAUGGCUUCUCACCUGCGGCGUUCCCAGUACUGACCUCGUCUGGCCCUCCCCUCACCACUCCCCACUGCUUUUGCACCCCUCUCCUUCCCACACACAUACAUACACCAUUUUUAUUUUUUGGGCCAUUACCCCACACCCCUUAUUGCUGCCAAAACCACAUGGGCUGGGGGCCCGGGCUAGAUGGACAGACACCCCCUGCCCCCAACCCAUACCCCUCCUGUGUGUGGUUGGAAAAUUUUUUUGUUUUUUGGGUUUUUUUCUGAAUAAAAAAGAUUCUACUAACAA